Messenger RNA from Anopheles merus, 4544 nucleotides. It is a transcript of the gene Dis3l2, whose product is annotated as DIS3-like exonuclease 2. Gene Ontology annotation, biological process: miRNA catabolic process. The transcript is spliced from 2 exons. Gene Ontology annotation, molecular function: RNA binding; 3'-5'-RNA exonuclease activity. The coding region runs from base 376 to 4074 and encodes 1232 amino acids. The record is from RefSeq and is a predicted model, not a curated record. Gene Ontology annotation, cellular component: exosome (RNase complex); P-body. NCBI's taxonomy places the organism in Eukaryota, Metazoa, Arthropoda, Insecta, Diptera, Culicidae.
GUUCGCAAAUGAAGGACGGAUUAUUCUAUUUUCCUUAUUAAAAAUACAGAAAUACGCUUUUGUAUUUGAUAUGGUGUCCAAAAAAUAAUUGAAAUUCGUUAGUUUUUUCUUUAUCCAACAGAUGGAAAGUAAUCUUUCUUUACUUUCCACAAAUGAUCGCCAUGUCUGUUGAUCGACAGUCUGUUUACCUUGUUUCACACACCACCACCACUACCACAACACAAGGGUUGGUUUUACCCCCCUUUGCGGGUAGCAGGGUUAAAAAGGGGAAGGUGGUGUAAAUCCUGAAAGAAGACAAAGUUGGCAUCGUAAUCGGAGAGUAUUUCGUGAAGUUGGCACAUAUUGUGUAAAGAGCUCCGAGAGUGAGAGUGCAUCAUGUCAGAUGAAGAGUUCUUCCGUGAAAUAAGGGAAACAAUGAUCGACGAUACGCGCAAAAUGUUGGAAAAUGCUGGCUCAUCGAGUGGCAGGAAGGGAUUAGCGAAAGAUAGCAGCAAAAAUACCUCCACCUCCACCACCCCGCGGAAAGUGGAGAGCGUGUCGAACGGAGAAACGGAAAGCGGUACGGCGAAAGCAGUGCUGAGUGAACCACUUAGCGCACUGGACGGUAAAUCGAAACACGUAAAACCAUCUUCUACCUCGUCACACUUACCCCAUACGAGGGCGGAAAAGACGUCGGACAGGGGCGGUAAGAAAAGGGAACCCAAGUGGAAUCUGGCGGAAAUGAAUCAAGGUUCGGAAAUGGGGGAUACCAACACUACUGCUACAGCGAAUGCAGAAUCGACUGAAAAGGCGACGAUGGAACUGGUUACCCUGCAGCUUGAGCCCAGUGGCGAGCGGAAGAAGCCACCGGUGGCGGCUCCAAACAAUGCAACAGUGAGCAACAGUGAUGCGGCCGAGUCUGAUGACGAUGAUUCACCUCCGCCAGUCGGGGUGCCGGAGGAAGCAACGGACAAGGACCGAACGAAAGCUAGAAAGUUGAAAAAGGAAAUGAAGCGCAAGGUAAAGGAAGCGACCAAGCUGCAGGAGCUGAAUAAGAAGAAGCAGGGCAAGGAUGGUCCAGGCAAGGAUCAGUUAUCGCAGCUGACCAGACAGAUCCAAUCGAUACAGGCACAGAUAGAGAAUUUGAAGAAGGCAGCCAGACUGGAUAACGCACCAGGUGCAGGCAGACGGGAUAAAACAAGAGAGAAUCCACUGAAAGCAGCACGAUCCGUAUCGGAAUCGAGCAGCAGAAAGGAAACGAAACGAAAGGACAAGCCACAACCCGCACCAAGUACGAGCAAUGCAGUCACGAGCGUAUCGGUGGUCGGUGGCGAUGAGUUGCCACGGGAGCAUCGACUGCUCGUUCAGUUGUUUAUGCUUAGCUCCAACCAGCGGAAAAAGUUCCUCGAGCGGCAGGGAAUGGAGCUCGGCCUACUUACUCCCCAUCCGCACAAGAAGCACGUUGUGUUGGUCAACAAGGACAUUCAGCAUGUGGCCGAAGGGUUAGCUACGCAGGCCAGGCAGUAUCUUGCCGAAUGUAGAGAAGCUGCACUGCCGGCAGCAUCGAAAAAGCAACAUAAAGACCCAUCCCUCCAGGGAGCCACUGCCAACUCCAGCCACGACAGUAGCAACUUGAAACCGAAACGAUAUAGCAGAGGAACGUACGAGGAGCAGGUCACUUACCUGCUGAACGAUGGCAAUGUACGCUCGGAGGAGGACUACGACCCGCGCCUUAUCCUUCUAGACAUCCGGGACAAAGCGAAGGAAAUCAUUCAGGAACGGUUGGACACAUUCGUGCAAGGGUUGGUGACACUGAAUGUCGGCUACGUCAUCGAGGGCUUUGUGCGCAUCAACGCUCGCAACAAUAUGCAAUCGUUCGUGGAUGAUGCAUCGCAGGUGGGCAACGUUUACAUCAAUUCCAUUCUGCUGCGCCGCUGCGCCAUGGAAGGUGAUCGAGUGCGGGUGUUUGUGAUGCCUCAGGCACCAUCGGAUGAUUCCGCCACCAGUCCAAAGGCAAAUGGAAACGAUGAGUCGGCGGAAGAGGACGCAGUGCAGCAGGCAGGGGGGAAAACUACGCAAAACAGUGUCGGCUUCGUAGUGGCAAUUUUGGAGAAGCGGCACAACCGGCAGUGCGUUGGCAAGUUCCUUGCAGCGGCACCGGGUAAGAAACAUUAUCGCGUGUUCAUGCCAAGGGACAUGCGCAUACCACCGGUGCGUGUGUUUAAGCAGGACUGGCCAAACGCACUGCUGAGCACAAACAUCGCCAAGCUGAAGGACGAUAAGGAGGAGAAGGAAGAUCGCAAGGUGCCGCAAACGAGCGACGUGGAUGUAACGGACGUCCUGUACCAAGCAGAAAUCAUCGAGUGGCAGGAUGAGGUCCCGAUCGGCACGAUACUGAAAUCGAUCGGCAAGUGUGGCGUGCUAGAGGUGGAAAAUGAAUCCAUCCUCGUCGAGCACAACCUGGACGUGACGCCGUACGGGGAAGCCAUUCUGGCACAGCUGCCGGCCGUUCCGUACUGCAUACCGCAGGAGGAACUCGAGCGGCGGGAAGAUCUGCGCGGGGAGUGCAUCUUCACGAUCGAUCCGGCGACGGCACGCGAUCUGGAUGAUGCGCUGAGCUGCAAGCAGCUCGAGAAUGGCAAUUAUCAAAUCGGGGUGCACAUAUCGGACGUAACGUACUUCCUGCGGGAAAGCUCUCCGCUGGACGAGCUGGUAAAGCUGAGGGCCACCUCCAUCUACAUGGUGGACACGGUGUACCACAUGCUGCCGAAGCAGCUGUGCAACACGUGCUCUCUACUGCCCGGAGAAGAUAAGCUGGCCUUUUCCGUGUUCUGGGAGAUGCAGCCCGAUGGGACGGUGCUGAGUACGCGCUUCGCUCGCACCGUCAUCAACUCGUGCUCGCAGCUCUCCUACGAACACGCGCAGCUAAUGCUGGACAAUCCGAGCUGUGAGGUGGAGGAGGAUCAGUUCCCGGAAAUUAUGCACGGCUACAACGCCAAACAGCUGUGCAAGAUUGUCAAUACGCUGCAAUCGAUCGCGGUGCAGCUGCGCCAGCGGCGCAUGGACGAUGGGUGUCUGAAGAUUAAUCAGCCCAAACUCACCUUCCGCCUCGAUCCUGCCACCGGUCGGCCGAUCGAGUACGGUGUGUACAAGGUGCGCCCGAGCAAUGAGAUGAUUGAAGAUUUCAUGCUGCUUGCCAACACUUCCGUUGCGAAUGCGAUCUACAAGGCAUUCCCGGAAAUUUCGCUACUGCGCGCCCACAGCCCGCCGGCCGAGAACAUGAUGAAGAAUCUCGUCCGCACGCUGUCCCUGCAUGGGCACGCCCUAUCGUACGCCAGUCCGAAGGACAUCCGGGAGUGUAUGGAAACGAUCAUCAGUACGUCGGAGAACCCGGACGCUACCCGGAGCGUGCUGAGUGUGCUGCUCGCCAAACCGAUGAUCCGGGCACAGUACUACUGUUCGCUGUAUGCGACCACGCCCGAGCACUUUAUGCAUUACGCGUUGGCCAUACCGAUGUACACGCACUUUACCAGCCCCAUCCGACGGUACGCCGAUUGUCUGGUGCAUCGAGUGCUGGCCGCCGCGCUAGCGAUCGAUGUGCAGCCGAAACGGUCGCCCGAGGAGCUGCAGUGUCUGGCCAUGAUUUGCAACGAGAAAAAGUACAACGCCAAGUGUGCGGGCGAGGCAAGUUCGCUGCUGUACUUCCGCCACUGGUUGGAGGCUGUGGGAGAUUACGAAACGGAGGCUGCCGUUAUGGGAUAUGCCGCCCAUCAUAUCGAGCUGGUGCUGAUACACUCCGGCAUUGUGCUGAAAGCUGCCACUAAGAAACUGUCCACCGUUGCCACGGUCGUGUAUAAACCGACCGAACCGGUCGCGAGCUGCAUGCUAAUUCCGAACGAUACCUCCAUACCACCGGUCGAGUUGACAAUCUUUACCAAGGUUCGUGUCACGGUAAAGGUCAUAAAGGAUACGAUCAUCGUAUGUUCAGUUCUUCCCAUCGCAACGAAGGAACAAUCCGCUUCAACGGUGGCGCAAACCGUUGAGCAAUCGGUGACUGAUUUAAGCGAGGAAAUGAAAUCCGCUCGCAUCUACUAGAACGAUCUUAAGUGUUUGCAUUUGCAUCACAGCAUAGAACGUUACGUUUCCCCCUGUGCAACGGAUACUCUUUUUUCGUUCAAUUUUUCACGUAGUUUUACUUUAAUUUAACGUACCAUUGUGUCUAUAAAAACGCGCAUUUGGGCACCAUUUUAGGGAGUUUACCAGCCCUACGAGACGCACAAAUAAUUGUGUAAAGUAAAUGUUUUUUUUUUUUAUUUGUAAGCUUGCAAUUAGGGCCGCGGUUACUUUGUACAGACGAUGUACUCUGUACGACUUAAUAGUAAGACUGCUGUCCGAGUUCACACCACUCAUGUGAUCCUUCCAACACGUUUGGAUCACUUAUCGGCGGCUUUGGGUACAAAACGUAACGUGUCGCAAAUAGCCGUAUCGAGUCAGAAUAGGUUUUAGAUAAAAAAAAAGAAAAAAAAAUCAAAUAUUUUAAUAAUAACGUAUCUGCACGCAAAUAC